AAAUCUAAAUAUGUCAGAUCACAUACCUUUGGAAAUCCAAUCGGAAAUCAUGAAGAGGCUUCCUGUGAAAUCGUUGCUUCGAUUUCGAUCCAUCUGCAAAUCAUGGAAGUCCCUGAUCGAUAGUUCUGAUUUCAUUGCACAUCAUAGCAGCCAACAGCAACAUCUGCUUGUAAGUUAUUAUGAUAAUGAUUAUGAGCAAAAGUAUAUUUCAAUUGUUGAUGAUCAUACUUUUCCUCAACAGAAAGUUUUCCUAACUGUCCCUGUGUCUGUUAAGAAGAUGCUUGAACAUCAUCCUAGGAUAAUCAGCAGUUGUCAUGGCUUGGUGUGUUUGUACUGCGAUAGUACUCGCAUGGCUGUUAUUUGGAAUAUUUCACUUAGAAAAUCAGUUGCUGUUGUUGUACCUGCAAGUAAUGCAUAUAAAACAGCUAUAGGUUUUGGGGUUUGUCGUGAGACUAAUGACCCUAAGAUUGUCAAGAUUAGAUAUAUUGGCUGGUGGAGGAGUGUGGAUAUCAAUGCUACUUACAUACCUUCGCAUGUUGAGGUUUUUACGUUAAGUUCGGGGGCUUGGAGAAGUCCAUUUGGCAGCAAUCUCCCUAGAACAUCAUUUCAUUAUUAUCACGAUGAUGAGGUAGUUAUAGAUGGAGUUUUUUAUUGGCUUGCUACUAAUAGCAACACCAUGUUGAUUGUUUCAUUUGAUAUGACAAGUGAAGAAUUCAGAGAAAUAACCUUACCAGAUGAUUUAUCACAAACUCAUUCCAUGUCGUAUCUAGGGAACUCUCUUGUUGUGUGUGGAUACGAUAAACAUGCCAUUUAUACGGGUUUAUGUGUAUGGACGAUGAGGGGUGGUGUUUCAAACUCCUUUACAAAGCUAUUCACGAUCGCCCCAAAUGAAUAUCCUAUACUAAGGGGGUUUCGGAAGAGUGGUGAGCCUAUAAUUGCUAUUCAAGGAGAACACCUUGCUGUUUACAAGCCUGACUCAAAACACAUUGAUUUUGGGAUUGAUGGAGUAGAGUUCUUAUUUAAAGUGUAUCCCUAUGAGGAAACAUUAUUUCUGCUUGGUCAACCCGAUAAUAUGGUUUAUAAUGGCAGUUGAAAGUGGAGAGCAAGGUAUAGCGAGAUUGAGGUGCAAUACAAGAUGAUUUGGUUUCAUCAUUUAUUAAUGGGCAUGUCCUUCAACCAUCUCAAGUUUCAGGUGCAGAAUGUAGGUCAUUCUAGGUUUAACCACAAGUUUUUUGCUUAUAGCUAGAUUGGAAUGGUUAACUGAAAAGAACAUGUCUUUUA
Messenger RNA from Helianthus annuus (common sunflower), 1281 nucleotides. Its product is annotated as putative F-box protein At3g52320. Bases 11 to 1093 code for a protein of 360 amino acids. The transcript has a single exon. Lineage: Eukaryota; Viridiplantae; Streptophyta; Magnoliopsida; Asterales; Asteraceae. Gene Ontology annotation, molecular function: protein binding. The record is from RefSeq and is a predicted model, not a curated record.